UAUGUGCGGGCGAGAAGAUGGCGGCGGCGGGGGAAGCAGCGUGAGGAGUCGGACGAGCGCCGAGGCUCAUUGAAACGGGCCGCCAUGGCCCUCCGCAACCCGCAGUAUAUUUUUGGAGAUUUUAGCCCUGAUGAAUUCAAUCAGUUCUUUGUGACUCCUCGCUCUUCAGUUGAGCUUCCUCCGUACGGUGGAGCAGUUCUGUGUGGCGCACAGGCCGCUGGUGAGCUGCCCGAUGGGCAGGACUGUCAGAGAAUUGAAUUUGGUGUUAAUGAAGUAAUUGAACCCAAUGGCGCUUUGCUGAGAACUCCCACCUACAGUAUUUCAAGCACAUUGAAUCCUCAGGCCCCGGAAUUUAUCCUUAGUUGCACGACUUCCAGAAAGAUCCCCAGUGACAUCGAUAAAGAAGUGAACUACAGCUCAGCUGACUGCCAAUACCCAGGCUCUGCCCUCGCCCUGGAUGGCAGCUCUAACGUGGAGGCGGAAGUUUUAGAGAAUGAUGGCGUCUCGGGUGGUCUUGGACAAAGGGAGCGUAAAAAGAAGGAAAAACGCCCCCCUGGAUAUUACAGUUACUUGAAAGACGGCGGCGAGGGUGGUCCUUCCACAGAAGCCCUGGUCAAUGGCCAUGCCGGUCCAGCAGUCCCCAACAGUGUAGGCACGGAGGAUGUGGACUCGAUGGGUGAUGUGCCCCCCGUGGGGACACCCAGGACUUGGGGCAGCCCCCAGGACACCACGGACUUCGUCAGCGACGCCGUGCCUGCUGGUUCUUUCCCCGGAGCCCUUGACAGCGGGGCCAGGACUGCAGGGCAGCCUGAGGGCUGCCCCGGGGCCAACUUGGAGCCCUCUCACCUCCCUGCAGAGGCCAGCAGGGACACCCUGUUGAGGACAGCUGUGGCUCAGCCUGCCGUUGGGACCGAUACUACUGAGAACCUUGGAGUCACUAACGGACAAGUACUAGAAUCCUUGGGUGAGGGCACAGCUGCCAACGGGGUGGAGUUGCACACUGUGGAGAGCGAGUUGGACACUGUGGACUCGGACCCCGCCAAGGCCGAGAGCGGCCCCCCUCGCGCGGACACCCCGGCCUCUGCGGCAGCCACCGCUCCUGCUGGUCAGAGUCAGCCCGCCAAGUCGUGGGCCAGUCUUUUUCAUGAUUCUAAGCCCUCUGCCUCCUGCUGCUGCUGCUCCUCCUCCUCCUCCUCCUCCUCCUCCUCCUCCUCCUCCUCCUCCUCCUCCUCCUCCUCCUCCUCCUCCUCCUCGCCUGUGGUUUCCAUGGAAACUAAGUAUUCCCCUCCUGCCACAUCUUCCCUGGUCUCUGAAAAGCAGGCUGAAGUCAAGGAAGGGCUGGUUUCAGUUUCCGAAGAUCCUGUAGCCAUGAAGAUUGCAGGUAUAGUUCAAAAGACACAAGUGUGA
This is a messenger RNA of Kogia breviceps (pygmy sperm whale), 1407 nucleotides long. RefSeq names its product ubiquitin carboxyl-terminal hydrolase 10-like. The record is from RefSeq and is a predicted model, not a curated record. NCBI's taxonomy places the organism in Eukaryota, Metazoa, Chordata, Mammalia, Artiodactyla, Physeteridae.